Molecule: messenger RNA, 2766 nt
Organism: Acanthaster planci (crown-of-thorns starfish)
Lineage: Eukaryota; Metazoa; Echinodermata; Asteroidea; Valvatida; Acanthasteridae
Gene: ankmy2
Product: ankyrin repeat and MYND domain containing 2
Molecular function (GO): protein binding
Source: RefSeq, a predicted model, not a curated record
UAUCCCAGAAGGCAUUGGAUUCUAGGUUGACGAAAUGUACGCGCUUCGAGAACGUUCGUACGUCGUGCACAGCGCAUGCGAAACUGUAGUGCAUGCGUUCUAGCUGUGUUGCCCUGCCUUUGAGAUCAUGAGUACAGGUGUACGUGUACAUGUACGUGUGUACAUAUUUAUGUAGGCGGCUAACUAGGCCUACGGUGCGGUGGCGAGUUAUUCAAAGCAUUUAGUGUUCGAAGCCGAAAUUUAUUUUGGAGUCAGUCAUGGCUGGGAAGAAGAAAGGAGAGCUUUCUGAGCUAGAGAAAGAAUUAUUUGAGAGUAUCCAAUUUGUGGUCAAUAUCUGGAAGUAAAACAUCGCACAUCCUGGAUGGAGCAACAACUGUACAUUUAAGUGGUAGCGUUACUUCCUUGAAAAAGUUCUCAGCAAGUCGUCAUUGGAACCGGAUGUUUGUUUUUCAUCAGGAGACGUGGACAUCUUUAUUGACUUCCUUCUGCAAAGUGGCAGUGGCUAGAGCCCUUCCUUCCAUGAUGAUGAUAAUAUUGAGCUUAUUCGACAGUUGCUUAGUUCCCCUGACGUUUCAGUCAACUGCCUAGAUGAUCAUGGAAUGACCCCAAUUCAGCAUGCAGCUUUCAAAGCCAAGGUACCUAUCUGUGAGUUACUCUUGGCAAAUGGGGCUGAUGUCAACAUCAAUGAACAUGAAAACGGUUACACAACACUCAUGUUUGCUGCCCUCUCUGGUAACACUGAAGUGACACGCAUGAUGUUGGAAGCAGGUGCAAAGACGACACCCGUCAAUUCUGUUGGUAGGACUGCUGCCCAGAUGGCAGGCUUUGUUGGUCAGCAUGCCUGCGUCAGUAUUAUCAAUAACUACUUCUCAAGAGAUGAUAUUGAUUACUAUACAAAAAAGCAAGGUUUUGAAAAGGAUCCUAAGCUGAAGCCCGAACUUGCUCCAAUUGUUCACAAACUCAUCCUUCAAACAAACCUCAAUCCUGUGAAGCUAAUUCUUUUCAUCAAGGAGCAUGAAAAACUCUUGAGUGAGUCUGUAGGUGUGGCUCGUGUACUUGAUGUUAUCUGUGAGAAACAAAUGAAGAUAUCAGAUACUAACGAAGUCUUGGCUAUGAAGACGCACUACCUGGCCUGCGUACUCAGGAUGUGCCAUAAAUAUGACGUGGAUAAACUUGACGGCAUUGAUGGACUUCUCAAAUAUUUAUUGAGGGGUCGGGAACCAGAUGGAGAAAAGUUAGUCAUGGAGAAGGUGAUCCGAGAGGCAAUUCGAGACUUCCCGUAUCAUGAAUCUGAACUCUUACAGACGAUGGUCCGAAACAUAGCCAAUGUGAAACCGGGAGACGAUCCCUCAGCAUUAACUAUCCUAUCACAGGGUAUUAAUGGGUCACGCAGUGUGGAAACGGAAGAAAUCUGCAUAACGUGUGGUGAAACCAAAGCAGCCAAGAAGUGUUCGGCAUGUAAGACGGUCAACUACUGCAACCAAGCUUGCCAGAAACUGCACUGGUUCACACACAAGAAGGUAUGCAAGAAAUUAGCAGAGGAUUACCUGAGAUUGCAGAAACUUAACGAGGAACUAGAAGAGAAAGAAAAUAGGAAGCGAGCUGAAGAGGAAGAAAAGAAGGAGGCUGAAAUCCUUGCAUCAGAAGAAGCUACAUCUGAGUUAGCUGCAAAAGACUCGUCAGAAGAUGUCUUGAAUUCUGUCUCCAUCAGCGAAGUCACUUUAGAGGAAAAAUCAUCAAAGGAGGAUGAAGGGGAGAAAGAGGAAUCCUAGCAGGAGAUGACCAAGAUGAGUAAGUGAUACCAGUACCAACAGCAGCACAUGAAGCCUUCUAUAUGAGGAAAAUCACAUACGCUAAGUCAUGUGACCUAAAGUGGAUAUCAAUCAUCAACGUCAGCUUUAUUUUUGGUAAAUGACACUUAUGACACUUUGCUAUGGGAGGACGCCAUGCCUGUUGAUGUUUGAUACCCACCAUAGAUCACGUGACUUACUUGGCACAAUUGGUCUAUUGUUCAUUUCUUUAUACAUGCCUACAUGUCAGUUAUGCAACUACAUGUAUUUGAUCUUGCAGUAUAUGUACCAGGCUGUAUUCUUGAUGGGUGAACAGUUCAGAUAUACAUACAUUUAUACUGACAUUUGAAAAGUGUCAGUAUUUCCUCAAGUUUCAUAAGUACAAUGAUCUUAGUCAGGCAGAGAUAUUUGGUACAUGUACGGCAACAUUUGCCUGUUACCCAUCAAGUUGUCUACGCAUUGGAAAAAAGUGUGCUAAUUGGCACGUCAAAGAGAGGGUUUUAUAUCUUGAAAAAUCAUUGUGCAUGAUUCACUUUUGACACCAGUUGGCAACUCAAUCCUGGUGAUGUCAUGAUUUCCAGAGGAAAAUAUGUAUUUCCUUACAUGUAUUCAACUGCCUUGAAGCCCAUGAUGAUUGACGGACACAUCAGAGAGUUCAGCUGCAACAUUUCUCAGUCUACACAUCCUUUAGUGUUUGUAGUAAUGGUUGUGCACCUGAUUGUGAGGCAACAUGCACAUUGUAUCUAUCUCAGAAUUGUUUCUGAUGUACUCAGUGGUUAAUAUUGAUGGAUAGUUUAUAGAGUUGUCUACAUGAAGAUGUUCUUUUCUUUCCUGUUUAUUGACCCUAACCCCCCAAGGGUUGCUGGCCCUAAACUUCCCCAUUCAUACAAAGUUAAAUACCCAUAUGGGACUUUGUGCACAGGGGCUGUUGGCCUUUGUUUUUCUGAGGUAUGCCAGAAGCCGGCUGUCUGGGCCU